AUGGAUAGAGCAAGAGCACUGCACGGUUACAGGGGACUCAUAAGAGCGAUCCUCAAAUACGAAAGGCCGAGCAAGGUGGCCAAUUGGGAGACUUUGCGAAAGACAAUGAUUACGAAAUUGGAGUAUUUCAAGAAGCAAAAUCCGAAAAUCUCACACGAGGAUACCGACAAGCAACUGGCAAGCUGGAAGAAACUAGACCCUGUGAAUGACAGAUCUUUGAACUUGUAUGUAUCCGACUCUAAACAGCUGCGUUCUAUACUACAAAACGAUAUAAAGUGGGAUGAGAAAAUCGCCCAGGGCCAGAAUGUUGACGAGAUGUUCGAGCACACUUUCGACAUUAUCAGAUUCUUGGACAACCAAAGAGAGUACCAAGAACUGGUGGAUAGGUACAACCCCGGCAACAAGUUGACGCAGGACGAGAAGGUCAAAAGAACCGCAAACAUCGUCGGGUUGGACGUUCCGGCAUAG
Saccharomyces eubayanus is the source of this 468-nucleotide messenger RNA. It is a transcript of the gene FMC1, whose product is annotated as Fmc1p. Gene Ontology annotation, cellular component: mitochondrial matrix. Gene Ontology annotation, biological process: mitochondrial proton-transporting ATP synthase complex assembly. The record is from RefSeq and is a predicted model, not a curated record. Lineage: Eukaryota; Fungi; Ascomycota; Saccharomycetes; Saccharomycetales; Saccharomycetaceae. The transcript has a single exon. Bases 1 to 468 code for a protein of 155 amino acids.